AGAUUGGCCACAUUUUUUGGGCUCAAACCAAGGCUUCUGCUGCCUUGUCAGAAGCAAUGAAGGUGGCGCUGACGCUUGCAUUCUGCUUGGUGCCGCGGUUGGAGGCUGUUGUCAUUGAGGCUGCAGACAAAGAGUCUCCGCCAGACCCAAACCAGGUGCCUUUGCCUGCAGUGCCAAGCGUUGCAGAUGCCGGGAAGAGUGGCUUUCCCGAGCUCCCUACGGUGUCGGCAAUGCUGGAUGAGUCGACCCACACCUUGAGCGGCAUCAGCAGCCAAGCGCAGAAACUCCAGCAGCAGAUGCUUGAGGUUCAGCAGGAGAAUGCUGCGCGCAUGCAGCGGCAAAAGGCGGUCUUCGACCGUAAGCUCAAGGAGCAGGAGCAGAAGAACUUGGACGUGGUCAAGGAGAACGCGGUGAUGGCCAAACGCAUCAUGGACAUGAAGAACGCCAACGAAGAGCUGCUGCAGCACGCCCAGGCUUUGCAGAAGGGCAACUCCUUGCGUCACGGGGAGCUGAAGAUGCUGCAGGAGCAGCUCACUGCCGGGCAGAGCUUCCUGGAGGAGUCCCUGGCAAAGACGGAUGAUAGCAAGGCGGACGACCUGGAAGUCCUGAAAUCGGACCAGGUGGAGGCCAAGGGUCUCUCCUUGCUGGAGAUCUCGGAGACGCCAUCCAAGGAGGAUGUCAGCAACAAGAAGGCCCAGGAGCCCGAGAGCCUUCUGUCGAUGCUGAGCGAUGAAGUGAAAGUCAUGAAAAAGCAGGGCCAGGACAGCGAGGCGAAAUUGAAGGGCCUCUUUCGCACUGCCUUCCAGACUGGCGUCAGGAGGCACAAGGCGCUGCUGAGCCAGCAGAAGGUGCUGCAAGAGACCUUGGAGAAGAUGCAGUCCUACCGCACCAGACUGGAAGCUGCAGACAAGCACUUGCAGGGCACCCAGUCUUCCCUGGACACCCGCAUCCGUGAUGGUGGCCUCUUCAUGCAGAAGCUGUCGGAGCUGAGCAUGGCCAAGCCAGAGGCAGCCGUGCAAGCCUUGCAGAGCUUGAAGCAGAAGAAGUGACCUGGGUCUCCAGAUUUCCGCCUGAUACGGAGGCGGAAAAGCAGGGCGUAUCCCGGCACACCUUUUGGCACUUGGCACGCUCUUGCGUGCAGUGGAGGGUGCUCACUUCCAUCCGCCGCAUUUGCUCGU
Molecule: messenger RNA, 1178 nt
Organism: Effrenium voratum
Lineage: Eukaryota; Dinophyceae; Suessiales; Symbiodiniaceae
Source: the annotation of a GenBank genome assembly